This is a messenger RNA of Lingula anatina, 2334 nucleotides long. RefSeq names its product ATP-dependent DNA helicase PIF1. The record is from RefSeq and is a predicted model, not a curated record. Gene Ontology annotation, molecular function: DNA helicase activity. Gene Ontology annotation, biological process: telomere maintenance; DNA repair. Lineage: Eukaryota; Metazoa; Brachiopoda; Lingulata; Lingulida; Lingulidae.
UGAAAGAGAGGUAGAUUUAAAUGGAACAAAUUUAUUUGGGCAAAACAAGCCGUCGACACCUAUUAUCUUUAUUUUUCAUGGAAUAAGAGUGGUCCAUAACUUACACUUAAGAUAUAUCUAGAUAAAUACCAAGGUUUCGGAAACAACACUUGGCUUUUGGAGAAAUGGAGGACAACCAUGGAGAAUUAGUUUGCACUGUAUGUAUGGAACACUUGUCUGCUUCAGGAGAAGUCAUCACAAAAAGUCUUCACAAAAAUGCCACUCUCAUUCUGGGUAGAAAUGAAUUCCAGGAUAUUGUUUUAAAAGUCGCACUUGGCAAGACAGACAAUAAAUACAUCAUGAAACAGUUUAAAGUGCACCACAAGUUUGCAAAAGAAGGAAAAGCAACUAUUAUGGUUCUUGAUAAGAGGAUAAGAUUCCUGUUGUCCAACAGUCCACCUGACAGACUGAAAAUGUUUCUUAGGUGUCUUUCUACAAAAUAUGAAUGCUUGAAACACACUGGGAUUGUUGGGGAACGAAAACGAUUUUUGUCAGAACUACCAAGAACUUUUCAAGAGAUUAGCCCACUCAGCAUGAAAGAUGUUCAAACUGUUCAUAAUAUCCGCACAAAGCAGGCCAAUCAAUCCUCAACUUUAAACCUGAAAAGAAAAAGACAGGAAGCAGCAGCAGAAAAGGAAAAUUUGCAGCCAAAGAAUUCUAAGGUAGCCAAACUAGAUAUAGGUCAGCCUGGCAGACCUUUGCCUCCUCAGGGAACCAAACUAACGGCUGAUCAAACUAAAGUAUUGAGAACAGUGCUGGGAGGGAGGAGUAUAUUCUUUACUGGAAGUGCUGGAACAGGAAAAUCAUACUUGCUGAGAAGGAUAAUUGGCGCUCUCCCACCACACCACACAUAUGCCACAGCUAGCACUGGUUUAGCAGCUUGUCACAUUGGAGGAACAACACUGCAUUCUUUUGCAGGCAUUGGUUCAGGGAAAGCCCCCAUUGAGCAGUGUGUUGAACUAGCCAACAGACCUGUGAUAGCCAAACAGUGGAGGCAGUGCAAUCACCUUAUCAUAGAUGAAGUAUCAAUGGUAGAUGGGGAAUUCUUCUCAAAGCUGGAGACUGUAGCUAGAGUUAUGAAGAAGAGCAAUGAGCCAUUUGGGGGAAUUCAGCUUAUAUUGUGUGGAGACUUCUUACAGCUACCUCCUGUGACCAAGGGGCAAGAAAAGAAGAAUUUCUGUUUUCAGUCAAGAGCCUGGCACAAAUGCAUUUCUGUGAAUAUGGAACUGCGGCAAGUUAUGAGGCAGUCAGACAAAAAAUUCGUGGAAAUUCUUCAGGAAGUAAGACAAGGAAGGUGUCCAGAGUUUGUAGAGAAGACCCUGCAUGCCACAAGCAAACAUGUCUUGGACAAAGAUGGCAUCCAGGCCACAAGGCUUUGUACUCACAAGGAGGAUGUGGGUCACAUUAAUCAGAUGCACUUGGACAGGCUUAAGGGGGAGGUGUAUGCAUAUCAGUCAUCAGAUAGUGACCAAGCCUCUCAGGGGCUUCUGAACACACUGUGUCCAGUUGGGGCUAGACUAGAGUUGAAGAUGGGGGCACAGGUGAUGCUCCUGAAGAACUUGGAUGCUCAGAGAGGUCUAGUGAAUGGUGCAAGAGGAGUCGUGACUGGCUUUAACAAUGAACACCAAGGUCUCCCUGUCGUUAAGUUCAUUGGAGGUGUUGAGACUACUGUGAGAUUUGAACGCUGGACUGUGAAAGCUAGUGGUGGCAUGCACCUAACCAGGAGACAGUUGCCAUUACAGUUAGCAUGGGCAAUAUCUAUACAUAAAAGUCAGGGUAUGACACUGGACUGUGUGGAGAUGUCACUAUCACGAGUAUUUGAGAGUGGACAAGCUUAUGUGGCCCUGUCCAGAGCUAAGAGUCUCCAGGGACUACGAGUGCUUGACUUUGAAAAGGACUGUGUUAGGGCCAACCCAGAGGUGUUGACAUUUUAUCGUAAUAUUCAGCUGCAUCAGAGAGUGCUCCAAGCAAAGGUGGAUGAUUUUAUGUAAGACGUUUGUUAUAUAUAUAUUGAUUUUAUUUGAACUGUUGUUAAUCGUGAAGUAGUGAUUAACUUAGUUUUUAAAGUAUGUGCAAUUUUUCAUCCGUUUGUGGAUGUCCUUGAGAUGACUACCUCUAUUUAUUUUAAAUGCAGAUCUGCUGACAUGAUUUAUAUUGUGACAUUCAGUGUUUUUUGCACACUAUUCAAAAUUUAUGAGAUUUAGCAUGGAUGCACAACAAUAACAAGCUAUAAACAGUAUUGGUUUAAAUUAAACAUUUUAAAGACUAAAUCAUAAAACUGUGAUUUGAAUAUGA